CAGCAGGAGAACCAGAGCCAUGAGAGAGCAGAUGCACCUUAAAAACAAGAUGGUUCCGGUAUUGGUGUUGCUCAUGGCAGCGCUUGUAGCUGCAGAUGAGCCAAUGACUGAUCUCUUUAGCAAAGUAGAUAGUGCAUCUACAUCAAUAGUGCACUGUGACGCCAUCACUUUAUGCCCUGAUUUUACAACAUGCUGUCGGAAUCCUUUUGGGCAGUGGUUCUGCUGUCCAUACGGGAUGGGUCAGUGCUGCAGGGAUGGAGUUCAUUGCUGUCCGCAUGGUUAUACCUGCGAUUCUACAUCAACCCAUUGUUUGAAGGGCUGGCUGAGACUGCCAUUGAUUUCUCCACAGCCGGCCUCCAAAGCAAUUCAGAAAACUCAGUCUGUGCACUUGGACCAGGAUCUUGAAUGGAAGAACCAGGCUGAGGUUGUUCAAUGUGAUGGAGAUGUCUACUGCCCAGCAGAGAAGUUAUGCUGCAAGACAAGAACAGGCCAGUGGGGGUGCUGCAGCGGUAAACCAGACUGGCCGAUGUUGCAAGGAGAAUAAACAAUCCCGUGGUUUUGGUUCACUUUUUUGUGUGCACAAGCCUUUCAAGCUUCGCCAUUGCCCUACACGCCUAAUAUCCAAAUGAUUUUUUUUUUUUAGCUCAAAAUAUGUGAAGGUGGCAAGUUCAACUUGUAUUUCCAAAUCAUUAAAUAAAC
Molecule: messenger RNA, 699 nt
Organism: Xyrauchen texanus (razorback sucker)
Lineage: Eukaryota; Metazoa; Chordata; Actinopteri; Cypriniformes; Catostomidae
Product: progranulin-like
Exons: 5
Coding region: 20-544 (174 amino acids)
Cellular component (GO): extracellular region
Source: RefSeq, a predicted model, not a curated record